Messenger RNA from Sabethes cyaneus, 858 nucleotides. It is a transcript of the gene mRpL10, whose product is annotated as 39S ribosomal protein L10, mitochondrial. Gene Ontology annotation, biological process: translation. NCBI's taxonomy places the organism in Eukaryota, Metazoa, Arthropoda, Insecta, Diptera, Culicidae. The record is from RefSeq and is a predicted model, not a curated record. Gene Ontology annotation, cellular component: mitochondrial large ribosomal subunit. The transcript has 2 exons. The coding region runs from base 62 to 823 and encodes 253 amino acids. Gene Ontology annotation, molecular function: structural constituent of ribosome.
CUUUUUGUUUUUCUUGUAGUUCUGCAUUUUACUCAAGAGAGUUAGAAUUAAAAAAUUAAAAAUGUCUAGUAUAUCGCUGAAAGCUUUCUUACAACCGUGUAACCCGCUGCUAAGUCUGAAACGAUUCCGUGGUAAAAUAAACAUUCAGCGACCUCGUGCACCACAUUAUGAAAGGGCUCGUGUACUGGAGCUGGUCAAACCAAUUUACAAAGAACCCGAGUUCAAUGCACCGUGCUUUGAUACCAAGAAAGAGAAAUUGGCCGUGGUGGAAAAUACGUACGAAAAAAUUAUCGCUCGGGAGGUUCGGAACUGGCUGGACCAGAGUAGCAUAGUUGCGUUUAUCCAUCUGAAUUCGAUCAAACAGGAAGAUUUUUUCAAGGCGCAAGUUGCUCUACAUCGUUAUCAAAUGAGUGUAAAAGUGUACGGCAAAUCCAUCAUACGGCAAGCGGUAGAAAACACAAAAUAUGAGGCUAUUCAGCCCUUGUUUCUAACCAAAACAGCGCUAGUAUUUGGCCCAGAUGAGACCAAAGUGAAACAGCUGCUAAACGUACUGAAGAAAACGCCCCAGUUUGUGUUAGUCGCUGGCAUCAUAAAUGGACAGUUUUUGAGUAAAAAUGAGUUCGUAAACUUUGCGUCUCUACCGGACUUGACGACCGCUCGUGCACAACUGGCGGCAAUAUUGAGCAGUACUGGAGCGCAGAUUGUCUCAGAUUUGGAGGGUCACCAGAAUCAGCUAGUGAAUGUGUUGGAGGCGUUCGUACGACAUGAAAAAAGUAAAACUGCUGACUCUAGCAGUGAUGGUACGGAAAAUAGUAAUGUUUAAUGUAGCAAAAUUGAAAAAAUAUAGUUUCAUAUAAU